Talaromyces atroroseus is the source of this 1857-nucleotide messenger RNA. RefSeq names its product Tyrosine-protein phosphatase cdcA. Gene Ontology annotation, cellular component: mitotic spindle midzone; mitotic spindle pole body; mitotic spindle. Bases 1 to 1857 code for a protein of 618 amino acids. NCBI's taxonomy places the organism in Eukaryota, Fungi, Ascomycota, Eurotiomycetes, Eurotiales, Trichocomaceae. The record is from RefSeq and is a predicted model, not a curated record. Gene Ontology annotation, molecular function: protein tyrosine/serine/threonine phosphatase activity; protein serine/threonine phosphatase activity. The transcript has 3 exons. Gene Ontology annotation, biological process: microtubule cytoskeleton organization; positive regulation of cytokinesis; regulation of exit from mitosis.
AUGCCGUCGCACGCUGCCACUGCUCACGGGCAGGUGAUCGAGUACAUUCAGGAAUAUGCAGACACUCAUCCUGCGACUUUCACAGACCGUCUUUAUCUCGCCUCGUACUCCUCCGCGCCAGAUCCCUAUGGCCCCCCUCCGUUCCCUUCCCAACAGUCGUCAUCGCCAUCAAAGCGUUCCAAGGCUUCACAGAGUCCCGUGAGGGCACCGAAACGGAAGCUACCCGUGUACUUUACUGUGGACGAUACUCUGCUGUACAACGCAUUCCAUGCCGAUUUUGGCCCCCUCCAUAUCGGCCACCUAUAUAGAUUUGCCGUGCAUUUCCACGAGAUCCUCGGCGAUCCCGCCAAUACCGACAGAGCUGUUGUUUUCUAUAGCAAACCAGACGGCCGAAGUCGCGCGAAUGCCGCGUGCUUGGUCGCAUGCUACAUGGUUUUGAUUCAGUCAUGGCCGCCACACCUGGCACUGGCCCCCAUCGCUCAGGCGGAUCCCCCAUACAUGCCUUUCCGAGAUGCGGGAUACAGCCAAGCGGACUUUAUUCUCAACAUUCAAGAUGUUGUGUAUGGCGUGUGGAAAGCCAAGGAAGAGGCUCUGUGUGCAUUGAAAGACUUUAGUCUCGAGGAAUACGAGAGGUACGAACGCGUAGAUAUGGGCGAUUUCAACUGGGUAACACCACAUUUUAUUGCAUUCGCUUCCCCCCAACAUCAACCAGUGGCGCCAAUUCCUGCCAACACCCCCGAAUACGCAGCUUUGCCUUCAACUCUCUCGCAAGUCCAAGCGUCGAAACUGCCGGUCUCGUUUAAAAACGUGCUUUCACAUUUCUCAUCAAGAAACGUCGGACUGAUAGUGCGGCUAAACUCGGAGCUUUACUGUCCGUCUUACUUCACCGCACUUGGGAUCAACCAUAUUGAUAUGAUUUUCGAGGACGGCACAUGCCCUCCGUUGCCAUUGGUUCGACGAUUCAUCAAGAUGGCACAUGACAUGAUCACAGUGCAGAAGAAGAACAUCGCGGUUCAUUGCAAGGCAGGAUUAGGACGCACCGGUUGCCUGAUUGGUGCCUAUCUGAUCUACCGACAUGGAUUUACUGCAAAUGAGAUUAUCGCCUAUAUGAGAUUCAUGCGUCCUGGCAUGGUCGUGGGACCCCAGCAGCACUGGUUGCAUCUCAACCAAGGUGCUUUCCGUGAGUGGUGGUUUGAAGAUACCAUGCGAGAGCGCUUGGCGUUGGCGGCACCGGUUACCCCUGGUCGACAAGUCACCAAGCAACGAUCGAGUAACGGACAGACAGUCACUCCCCCGAACGGCGGCAAUUCACGGCGGGCGGCGCUCGGCGAGAUUGAUAACAAUGAAGCUGCCAACUACCACAACGAUGAAAAUCUGCCUGCACCGACGCCCGGUCAGCCGCGCAAGUCCCAUCGUAAGGACUCACGCCAUCACCCGUAUGCCCGCAACGUAUCCGGAACGCUGGCAGUCAAUAGUGAAUCCGAGAAGGAUCGGUCGUCCCCCAAGCGGACUCAGCGAGCAGGCACUGAGCAAAGCGAAAGUGAAGAAGAAAUCCAGAUGCGCAUGCUUGCCAAACGGGCAUCCCGAUCACCGAGUGCUUCGCCCAAGGCACGAUCGAUCAGCUAUUCUACCACGGUCACUACCAGUUAUGAAGUUCACGAAGACCGGGAAAACUGGGUCGAGUCAGCGGUCGUGACGCAGAAAACGCCAACAAGCAGUAGGAGUCCUAUUGCCGUGGGAAAAGUGCGCGCAAGCCCGCGCCGCGUCACAGAUAGCAAAAGCGAUGCUAAAGGUGUCCGUAAAAUCAGUGGCCGAGUGGGUAGCAUUGGGACUUCAUCUCCGACUAGAGUGAAGUAA